AUGAAGCAAGUGGAUGCAUUUAAUGAAAUAGGGCUUUCUAGUGAUUCUAAACACCCCUUAGCCAGGGUCUGCAAGGCACGCCAUUGCUGCACCGGCGCGGUCUUCGCGCUCAAGCUGUCGUUCGACUCGGACCCGCUCAUCGUGGAGGUGGAGGCCGAGGUGCUCCACCGCGCUGCAGGGGCGCCGCACGUCGUCGACUUCGACGCCCUGCUCCGCGGGCCCGGCGGCAAGGGUGCUUUCGUGCUGGAGUACAUGGACGCCGGGUCUCUCGGCGAUCUCCUGCGGCGGCGCGGGGGGCUAGGAAUCCCGGAGGCAGCCGUCGCCGAGGUGGCCGCGCACUGCGUCGUGGGGCUGGCUCAGCUCCACUCCUGCGGCGUCGCGCGCCUCGAUGUGAAGCCCGACAACCUCCUCGCCAACACCCGCGGGGAAAUCAAGAUCAGCGAUUUCAACCUUUCCAGGAUCCUCUACGGCGGCUCCGGCGAGCGCCUCCAGGUCCCCAUCACCGACGGCACUAGGAUGUACUUGAGCCCCGAGCGGUUCGCGCCCAAUGCCCGCGCCGGUACCUGA
Molecule: messenger RNA, 567 nt
Organism: Miscanthus lutarioriparius
Lineage: Eukaryota; Viridiplantae; Streptophyta; Magnoliopsida; Poales; Poaceae
Source: the annotation of a GenBank genome assembly